CCAUGUGUGUGUGUGUUCCGGCACUCACUCGUUCACUUCACUCCCCCGCCUUCGGGUCUAGAUCACCCUCAGAGUACCGGGCCUGCACAAACGAAGCCAACACCAGAGUCAGCUGCAGGGCGACAGACAGUGGCUCCCUCUUUGUCUCUCUGUCCACCCAGGUACCUCCUCGAAGAACUUGGCCGUGACCACCCGGCCACCGAAGAACCGACCGUUGAAAUUCUGCAACGCUGCACACACACACACACCCCGGAAAUGACGACAACGGACAAACCAGUCAAGUCAGUCAGCCAAUCGGCCUGCCUGCCAGGCAUGCCGUCUCUGCCUCCUCCUGUGUGUUUUGUGUGGCGGACCGGACUUACCUUUGGUCGCGUUGUCUUUGGUUUCGUAUUCCAAGAAGAUGCGCACAGCCUGGUCGUCUGGCAGACCUGACACCUGAGCAGCGCAGCGCAGCACACAAGGGGAGGGAGGGGACAGGACAGCACGGGGACCCACAUUUCAUCGGGAGGAUGCCUCGCCAACCCCUCUCUCUCAGUCUCUGUGUGUGUGGUGUGUGUGUGUCUAUCAAUCACAUCACAAGAGCACAUGUACCCAUGUACCUCAUGGACGCGGCAUCGAACGAGGCUGCCGUACUUGGCCCCCUCCUCGGCAGUCUCCUGCUCCAACUCGGCGUCCACCUCACCGGCACCAACCAAGUUCUGAUCGAUAAAACGACAAGACAGACAAGUGACAGACACAGACAGACCCACACGUGUCGUCGAUUUCCUCUCUGGUCAGUCACUUGCCCACCUGCAGCAGCAGGAUGCGUGUCGCCGGCCGGCUGGGCUGCGUCGAACGAGGCUGGUCGACCAGACCGGGCCACAGACAGACAGACAGACAGUGGCUGAAUGAGUGGAUGGAUCUCUCUGAUGUGUGUGAUGGGUGUGUACCUUCUUUUUGGCGGCCUCUUCAGGCGGCUGUGCGGCGCCCUGCACAAUGACGCCGCUCCGCUUGUCCACCUUUUUCGCCACCAGGGGGGCGACUAUCCCCUGCUUCUGACGACCCAGACCUGUUUGUUCAUUCAACAGACAGACAGACAGACGCCCACCGCACCGACCCACACAAUUCACUCACUCACAAGAUGCGGGGGUCUUAUCUAAGGGACGCUUUGCUUAUUUAUGUCUGACCUUACCUUGCCCCUCCUUCCAGCCCAUCUUCUCCAUCAGCCGAGCAGCAAAGUCUUUCUUCUUCUCUGACAUACAUACAUGUGUCGUGUGUGUGCAUCCGCAUCGCAUCGCACCCACGCGCCACCACACCGCACAGACAGACAUAUACACGGACACGCAUGACAUGAAGCCAUGCCGUUCUUGCCACUCCUCUCCUUGCAGACAGACAGACAGACAGACAGACCCACCUGGCUCCUUCUCGGCCUCUCCCGCCCCCGUCGGCAAAUGAGCGCGGCGCUUCCACGCCUCCUCACCCUGAUUGAUGAGUGAAUCGAUCACACGCACACAGACCAUUGAGGCACACAUCCAAUGCACACGCAUCUGAAUGGAAAUGUGUGUGUGUGCGUACCGAGACGUUGUUCGGGUGGGCAGCUGUCCCGGCCCGCUCUCGCUCGCGCCUCUGCCGAUCCAGCUCUGCACCAAAGGAGAGAGAGGCAGACGGUACGGUGGUGAAAUACAUGUGGUCGCUGGCUCCACACAUCCAUCCAUCCAUCGAUCUCUCCUUGCUGCCUGCCUGCCUGCCUGGCUGACUCUCCGACCCUUUUGCAUCUUCCUCUGCAUAUCGUCGUGCUUCUUCCGUCGCUUCCUCUCCCUCAGUAUGGCCUCGUAGUUAUUCGGCUUGGCCGGGUCUACAAAACCAGUAGUAAGUAGCCGACACAACACAACCCCGCACCGCAACACACACAACAAACGUACUCAAAGUGAACCAACCAACAACUCGACUCGACACCGCUGCCUCUUCCCGCCUGCCGGCCUGCCCUGCCCUGCCCUGCCCCAUAACAUAAACAGACACGCAGACAGACGUACGUACCGUAUUCCUCGUGCACUCGGUGGUCCUCGCGUUUGGUGGCCGUCGGUGCUGCUGCGGCAUCUGGGCUGGGGGUGGGGGAGGGAGGGGACACCUGGGGGGCCUUCUCGAUCUCCAUCGGGCUGGCGCCACCUGGGUCGUUGGCACCACUCCCAUCUGAAUGAAACUCACACAACCAAACAUCCACCACAGAUGGGCGAAAGAGGCGAGUGCUGCAGCCAGCCAGUCAGCCAGUUAGUCAGUCAGUCACCGGCGAAUGCCGCGAAGGCCGACGCAGCGGGUUUGGGCUCGGCAUCCUCCUCACGCUUCUGUAACCAACCAACCCCACCCAUACGCCAACAACAAGCAAGGGCGAGAGUGAGCGAUGAACACACGCCGGUCAAGGACAUCCAUCCGUCGAUUCUGACCGACUGACCUGUAUGGGUGCUGCCGAGGGUGCUGCGGUAGGCUGUGGCGGCGGCCUCUUCCUCACUGUGUGUGGCAAAAAUAGUUUGGCACGACUGGAGGACCAGGCUGACACACACACACACACCCGUCAGUCAGGCAGACAGACAGACAGGCAAGUGAAAGCGGGAUGAAUCGAAUCCAUCGGUGCUUCAGUGUGUUUCUACCUGUGGCUGCUGCGCCUUCCAGCGGCCUGGUGCCGUCCUUGCCCUCAUCGCCGGCGGAUUUCGACGGCGGCAGGUCGCCGUAGAGGGAACUCAGCAACGGCACGCCGGAUGAAGCCACGAACUUGCCGCUCUCCGCCAUGACUACACACUACACACGCCUGAGUCGAAGAGAACGUUCG
This is a messenger RNA of Vitrella brassicaformis, 2803 nucleotides long. The record is from the annotation of a GenBank genome assembly. Lineage: Eukaryota; Vitrellaceae.